Molecule: messenger RNA, 7292 nt
Organism: Micropterus salmoides (largemouth bass)
Lineage: Eukaryota; Metazoa; Chordata; Actinopteri; Centrarchiformes; Centrarchidae
Product: PDZ domain-containing protein 4-like
Exons: 7
Coding region: 2823-5564 (913 amino acids)
Molecular function (GO): protein binding
Source: RefSeq, a predicted model, not a curated record
GAGAGGGUAGCAAAUGAGGUGUGGGUAAAAAAUAUAGGAGACUAGAAAAGAGAGCAGUAGCCCAUCCCUGGAAAUGAGAAAGAUGGUAGGGGGAGAGAGAGAGCGAGAGAGCGAGAGAGAAAUUAUACAGUGUAAAAUCCAGAUGAAUUCAGCUUUAGUGGUAGUGCAGAGUACAGAUCAGCGGGCUUCUUCACCGCUGGGGAACAACCGCCUUUUGUGUUCCCCCCACUGCAGUGGGGGAGUGCAUUAACUGUCGCGCCCAAAGGGAGAAGCCAAGAAGUAUCCUCCAAUCAGCCGUUAGUGAUUCUUCUCAUCUUGUGAGGCUGCUGAUGGUGAUUUAUCACUGACCUGAGACAGGCGCUGCACUCUGCUCAACCCUCUAACCACCUGGAAUUCUCGCCAUGGUUUAUAUUUCUUUUCUUAAACACAAACACCCUCCUGUGGAUAUUUCAAAUAGAAUGAGCAGAGGACAAAAGGAUGAUAAAAAUGGACUUGCUGACUACCAUUCUUGAAAUUAUUUUUUUGUUCCUGCUGCAGACGGAAGAUGGACUAACUUUUACAGGUGCAUUUGUGCCAUUUGAGGACAUAAUGUUUAACUCAAUGCUUUGAUAGAAUAGAGGCAUUUUACAGAUGUAUUUGUUUCAUACCAUAUUUUAUUCUCAAAGCAUGGCAAGCAAGGGAUGAUCCUAGACACUGCAAUAAUCAUGUAGGACUGAUAUUCAGGUAAAUAGAGGGAUAUGGUGAUGGACAGAAGAUGGAAAUGGAGAGAGCACGCCUGCUGAGCACGUCUGACACCUCGCUUUAGCUUGAUUAGCGCCUGCUCUCCUGAGUUUGACUAUCAGGCUGUCUUUUCAAGUUAUCAUGUUCCUCAGUGAGUGGAGAUAGCUUUCCGAUGUGCUUGUGCAUAUGAGUAUCUAACAGUGAGUGUGGUUUGUGUUAGGGUCCAGAGUUUGGGAUUACACUGCCUCUAGAAAGGAUACAGGUGUAGUGGAGCCUUGAAUGAGGAUUACCAGCUCUAACACCUUGUGGCUGGCAGUGCACAGGGCGAUGGACCUUUUAGACAAGACUCUCAAGCUACGUCCGCGCUGACAGUUCACACAGGAGGAUUAAAUAUAUGAAUACGAAGGGACUCAAAUGCCAAGGAAGGGCACCGAAAGACAGUUGAGAAAGUUCUAUUCAGAUAAUCCUUGAGGGCUGCAGACCGAGGCUAACCUUAGGGCGAGUGGAAGUUCCAUAUCAAUAGACUGAGGCAAUUUAUAGUAGCUGGACAAGGACAAUUCAAAUACUAAAGCAUGAGAGAAUUUGUUUGUGAGUCAGUGAAUAUAAAGAGUAUAUCCACAAGCUGACAAAAAAACCUGCCUGAAUAAAUUAAAUGAUUAGAUACAUAAAGGGAAAAAUUGAAGGUACUUUGAUAAACAAUCUUGAUUUCCCCAAUAACCCAGCAAGCACAAAAUCCAAUUGAUCCAUGAAUUGGUUUGAUAUUGAUUUCUCUACACAGCCAGGAUAGAGUCUUGUCUGAUCUCUGUUUAAGAGGUCACUAAUUUAAUUAUAAUCCAUCAUUCAGUCACACCCUUGAGCAGUGGGACAGAGUGCUGAGUACGCUGCAGCUUAGAGAAAUCAAUGGUCUUAUACUUGUCAUGAUAUCUGACAACAGAUCAGAUAAACACAAUGCGUUCCUGCUCAGUCUAAAAUGACUUCUGCAUUCAUGGCAGAUUUGCUGACAGUUGUAGAUAAUUUGCCAGCUUGUGUGUGUAGCUAGUCUUGUAGUUGAAAGAAGCGCAUGUUGUUGACAGCCUUGAUGUGUGUUAAAUCCCGGGCAUACAGCUUAUCUUAGCUGCACAGCGAAAGAUCCUGGCUAAUGGUGUAAUGGUCACCACCUUGCAUCACCCAACCCGCCCCACUUAAGGUUAAAUUAGGAAUUGCCUUCAACAAUGCAUUGAAUCUGAAGUGGAGCACUAAAGCAAGGGGAAGCGAGUCCUGACAGGGCUCUCAGGAGGAGAAGUUAUCUCAGCAGCCACUUUCAGCAACCCUUCAGCCAUCCUGGAAAGCAGAGGGUAUAGUAGGCUGGAAGCUCUGUGUGGGAGCGAGGAGAACAGGAGGAAAAACAGGGCUGAGGCAAGUUGUUUGAUAGCUGCAUUGUUUGUAUCUACCUUGUUCAAAGAGUAUUGCUGAAAGUGUACUGUUUGGAGGUUUGCUGCGAGUGAACAAACUCAGGAACAGCGUGGGAGAAUUCAGCUGGAGGUCUGCUUGGAAAACUUGCUCUCUAUUGCGGUUUUCAACAUUAAUGACCAAACAAAGGCAGAGGACAGCAAGUAUACUGCAUGUAUUUAUCACUUUUGAGAAGUCACUACAAGCAUUGAUUUGUUUGAAACAACUGCAGAAUUUAAUCACAUAAGGACAAACCAGCAGGACUCUCCUCCUAGAUUCCAAGAUUACAGUGAAACUGGAUGAUCCACAACAAGCACAUGAACUUUAACAAGCAAAUUGUUUGCCUACAAUGGAGACAGGAACAAACACAUGUUGUUGCAGCAGUGAAACUACUUCCACAUUUAAAUUUACCAUGGAUUAUAACACUUGAAAUUUGAGCAAGAAGAGGAGAACAGUGACACACCCAAAGAAACUGUGUAUUCAUCCCCAGCAGGGAUGUGCUGUGUGUUACUCUGAGGAGGAGUAGUGUAAUAUACCACAACCCUGCGAAUGAGGGUGGGGCCCCUUCCCACUGCCACAGACAAAAGACCUUGAUAGAGAGAGUCCUGUUGUGAGAACUGAUCAUCUGGGGCAAAUUUGAACUGGCACAAUCCAGCACCGUGUCAAAAGUCACAAUGGGGUGCAACAUGUGUGUGGUUCAAAAGCCUGAGGAACAAUACAGGGUCAUGUUCCAGGUGAAUGGAAAGGAGCUAACUCGCCUUUCUGGGGAUCCCACCCUGGACAUACGGGACCCCGUACUGUCCAGCAUACUGAGGCGGGGGGCUCGCAGACGGGCAGGCCUAGCGGGAGCUCCUGGAGGGUUAGUGCCAGUGACCAUGGGCAUGGCCGACUGUGUAGACAGCUGCACUCAAACAGACAUCAGCUUCCAGCAUAUGUUGACGCUGGGCAAGAGCAGCCAGCAUCCCUGUGGAGCUCCCCCUCCACCCGACCCUCCGCCAUCCCCUCCAUUACCACCGUUACUGGAGCCAUAUUUACUCAAUGAACUCUUUAUAGAGCCUGUAUACUAUGACCCCACUGACUACUUCGAUAUCACUCAGCACGAAGUGGACAGGCAGGAUGAGCUGGAAUAUGAGGAGGUGGAGUUGUAUAAGUCUCGACAGCAGGAUAAACUCGGACUGACAGUGUGUUACAGAACCGAUGAUGAGGAGGACCUGGGAAUAUAUGUAGGAGAGGUGAACCCAAACAGUAUUGCUGCAAUAGAUGGACGCAUCCGCAAGGGAGACAGAAUACUACAGAUAAAUGGAGUGGACAUCCAGGACCGAGAGGAGGCAGUAGCUAUUCUCACCAGAGAGGACAGCACUAAUGUCUCCCUGCUCCUUGCACGACCUGAGAUAGAGAAUGACAACCAGUUGGACCCAGAUGAGCUGGACCUGGAGCCACUGGACAAUGCUAUUAAUCUGCCCAGCAGCCACAGACUGAUUCACAGUCUGGACUGUGCUGGAGCAGGCACUGUUGCUGAUGCGGGUAUACUAGGUAGCCACGGUCGCUCAAUGAACAGGGUUUCACCUGAUUUGCUCCAGACGGUGCUGAGCAACAGCCAGGAGCUGGACAGCGGGGUAGGCCGUACAGAUGAAAGCACACGUUACGAGGAGUCUUCAGAACAUGAUCUUCUGGGAGACGACCACACUAGUGCCUCCAAUACCAACACCACCAAUACUCCUGGCAGCAUGCGUAAGUUUUUGUCUGGCAGAGGCGACACCCCACCCUUGCUGCACUCCCAGGACCUCCAGUUCAGCACUGACUCCCUCUUAGGGCUUGACUGUGUUAAUGGAGGAGGGCUGGAACAGGUGGAGCGAUUGGAGAGGGCCUAUGUGACAGAUUCUGUGAGGAUGAUGAUGCCUGGGCUGACUGAGGAGGAGUGUGAGAGGUACAAAGAGCUCCUAGAAAUCAAGUGUUACUAUGAGAGGAACAGUAAUGAUCUGAUGCUUCUGGGAGGUCAGGGGCCGGCACAAGAGGAAGGGGGUGUUUCACUGGAUGUGAAUAGGAAUGAAAGCCUGACGCAGCAUGAGAUGGCCCUUCUGGAAGAGGAACUGCGCCACUUGGAGUUCAAGUGUCGCAACAUCUUGAGGGCUCAGAAGAUGCAACAGCUGAGGGAGCGCUGUCUGAAGGCUUGGCCUCUCGAGGACAAGAAUGGAGCAAGUGCAGGGGCCGGAGUAGGAGUUGGCCGCUUGGACAUUAAUGGUACUUUGGUCAGUGAGGAUUCCUGUCACCAUGCUCUAUCAGACAUCAAUGAGCUCCCAGAGAGGGAGCGCUCUGAUAAGGACAGCACGAGUGCCUACAACACUGGAGGGGAAAGUUGUAGAAGCACCCCUCUGGUGAAUGAACAGUACCCAUCACCCUCAACACAGAGCCUGAAUGGAGGAGAGUCUCUUUUCACAGCAGGUAUGGAGCUACCAGCCUCCACUAGGCAGAGAGAGAGAGGAACCAGGGCCGAAAGAGGGGACGGGGUAAACCUCAACCAAACCUACUCUCCCCAUGCUCAAAGGAGAGGAGACAGCCCCGGAGCUAAGGUUAGGUCCCUGUCACGAGAUGCAGCAACCAGGAGGGGGUCAGAUGGAGGGGUGAGGCUUAACCCUAAAGCCAAUGGGACACCUGAGAGGGCUGGUGGAUGCAGUGCGGAGAACAGCCCUUACCUGUCUCGCCGUCAGACAGAAACAAAGCUGCCUCAGCGCUACCUGAGCUGCAUGCAGCUGAGGUCUCCGUCCACCUCUGAGCGGCUCUGUGGACUCAGAGAUGCUCCCAGAGAGGGCAGCAUGGAGACUGGGGGUGAUGCCAGCCCAAUGAGCUUGGGUAGCACAUGUAAAGAUGUUGUCCAGGUCCCAGGUGCUGUACCCUUACCCAUGUCCCCUUCAGUGCUGCCUGCCUCCCCUCGUAUGGAGUGGAAGGUGAAGAUCCGUAGUGAUGGAUCGCGCUACGUGGCCAAAAGGCCUGUGAGAGAUCGCCUCCUGAAGGCGCGUGCCAUGAAGAUCAGAGAGGAGCGCAGUGGCAUGACAACGGAUGACGAUGCUGUGAGUGAAAUGAAGAUGGGCCGCUACUGGAGCAAAGAGGAGCGCAAGCAGCAGCUGCUAAAGGCCCGAGAGCAGCGGCGGCGCAGGGAGUUCAUGAUGCGAAGCCGUCUCGACUGCUUGAGAGAUCGUGAGAGGGAGCAGGGCAGCAGUGGUGGAGGACAGCAGGGGACGACACAGCAGCAAGAACCCACCUCCAUCCUGGAGCUGUGCCACCGCAGGAACAUGAAGAAGCGCAGUCGCAGAAUCCUGGACAACUGGAUCACUAUACAGGAGCUACUGGCCCACGGGACCAGGUCUGCUGAUGGGAAGAAAGUCUAUAACCCCCUGCUGUCUGUCACCACAGUCUGAGAUAAGAUAGAGAGAACAGAAGGAGGUAGAGAGUUAAGCAGAAAUAAGAAAGUGCCAAAGUCCUUUGAUGGGGGCUAUAGGAUGAACACAAGCUGCUGUACACACUGGCACAAAUAUUUGUCUGCAGGGAUGCAGCAACAUUCUGAAACACAAAGUACCUGAUGGUAAUAUAAAGUAGCAUAUGUUAGGCCCCAACCUAAAAUGUUUUGAUUGAAGAAAAGCUCAUGCCUGAGACUGCCAGGGAUUGUGUGUCUAGUAACAGUAUGUAUCUUCCCAAACAGAAAGAUAAUACACACAUUUACAAUUUUGUGGAAUUGAAGCUGCAUUUCAGAAAUACAUUCCAUGAUCUCAAAUGCAGAUUUACAAACAUACUACAGUACUUUUUAAAUACAAUGUAUUCCCCUUCAAUUUUGUCUGGUUAUGUGGACCUAAACCAGUCAGGAAAACACUUCCCAGCCAUUUUCAUGAUGCUUUACCUCUCACAGAAGACAAAGGGGAAUCAUGUAAUUCUUCAUCUUACACAGGAACCUGUACCAGCUUGUCAGAUUUGAAAUCUGGAAGAGCAAAGAUUAGCAUUUUCAGUGGAGUCCAUCAAGUAACAUAUUCACAUUCAUUCAGCCUUCUUACAUAAAGGAGAGGGUGUGAGAAAUGGCACCACCUGCUGUUAAGCCAUAAGUGGUGCACAACUUAAAAGUAAUCUUUGCAGGCCUCUACAUUUUUAUGGAGUAAAAUCAAAAAUGGAGAAGAACCAUGCAGCUGUGAAAACAUGUGAAAAGCCACUUUUGUGCCAUAAAACUGUGUGUUUAGUGUCCAUAAAGGCGUUUUGAAUAAGGACAUUUUCAAAAGAACAUUGUGUGCCAGUUACUGUCGUUUUUUUCAUUCUUGCUGUGUACAAAUGCUCCUUUGUUUUGACACAGGAAAUGCAACAUCAUUGUCAGACCACAGGCCCUUUCUGAUAAUGAAGAGCUGAGCGGUGCCUUCCUUUCAGGCAGACUUGACUGUAUAGCACAAUUUUUAAAGCGAUACAAAAAAGCUGUAAAAUUCUGUAGCUGAGUGGGUAAAUGCUGAAGCACAGAGCAGCUGACCGGCUUAGCUUUUUUAAAGAAAGGCACUUUGUCAUACAAAGCACAGAAAACAUUUGAUAUUGCCGUUUCAUUCCAAAAGGCACAUUUGCUAUUUAAAUAGAUAAAACACCUUCAAAUCAUUUUUCUCCAUUUGCCAUUUUAAAUGUUCCUUUUUUGAGACCAAUUCAUUUUGGUCAGUAUGCAAUUUGAUUGCGAUUGAAGAUUGUCCUUAGCUACGAAAAAUCUCCUGUCAAGUGGAUCUGAAGCUAAAUCAACUGUUCUGUCAUUCCAGUCAGAUGUGUCACUCCCAAACAUGAUUUGAGGUUUUUACUUUUUAAUUCUGUGCUCUCAGAACUGGCCACUGGAUAAUUAUCCAGCAAAGUAACUAAAAUGACAAUGAUGGCCAAUAAUGGGGUGACUAAUUUAUAAAAUCAUAUGAACAAAAGCUCAUUUCAUUUGGCUUACAUGCAUGUUUGAUAUUGAGGCAGAAGUGUCCCCCCCCCCCCCCCCAUGUACGACUAAAAGCCUUUAACAUAAUGUAAUUGUGGAUGUGUCUUUCUAUGAUCUUACUUAAAAUCCUAGCAUAGAAAAAGAAAACAUGGUGUACCUGUUCAAUAUUGUGAUGUCCUGUGUCUGCCAUUUCACAGUGAAAGCUUUUCUAAAU